Molecule: messenger RNA, 1215 nt
Organism: Malania oleifera
Lineage: Eukaryota; Viridiplantae; Streptophyta; Magnoliopsida; Santalales; Ximeniaceae
Exons: 5
Coding region: 1-1215 (404 amino acids)
Source: RefSeq, a predicted model, not a curated record
AUGGGAAUGAUGGAAUCCAAGGAUAAUAUUGCCAAUGUUCGAGGCAAUAGUAGGAUGGAAUCCAAGGAUAAUACUUCCAAUGUUAGAGGCAAUAGUAGUGAGGGAGCUGGCCCUGAGGCUGGCAGUGACUCCACGAAUGUUCUGCAAGACUUCGCUCAAGAGUUAUUCUUUGAAUGGUACUUCCCAGCCACAGUUAGGAAUGAAAAGAUGGAGGAGUUUAUGAAGCUGGAGCAAGGAAAGCUAACAGUUCAGCAGUACGCUGCCAAUUUUCAAGAGCUACCUCAUUUUGCUCCAUUCAUGAUUCCGGAUGCGGCAAUGAAGGCCUGGAAAUUUCAGAAGUGCUUGAAGAAGGAGAUUCCCACCAUAGUAGAGGAGAGUUUUCAAGAGGACCUUGAGGUCCAAGUUCCAAAGAAGAGACCUGCAUCUUCCAGUUCUUAUGGAGGGGAAAAGCAGGGCAAUUGGAAGAAGAAGAAUAGCAGUGGUGCUUCUCAGAGUACCACGUCCACUUUUGUUUGUUCUACGUGUGGGAAACCUCAUGCAGGGCAGUGUUGGAGGGCUAUGGGGGCUUCUUUACGAUGUGGUAAGAUGGGACAUCAUGCGAGGGAUUCUAACCUUCCGAGGUACGACAGAGCUCCACAGCAGCCUUUCAAAGGUGGUGUACAGACACCACGAAGUGGACAGCAAGGGGUUACUGCCCAGGCUAGGGUGUAUUCCUUGACUCCUAGUGAUGUAGAAAAUGUUGAAGAUGUGGUAAUAGGUAAUAUUUACAUGUUGUCCAAUAAAUUUGCUAUAUUAUUUGACUCGGGAGCAACUCACUCCUUUAUCUCCCGGGGAUUUGUUAAACUAUGUGGAUUAGAGAUGCCACAGUUGGGUUAUGAACUGGUAAUGGCUACGCCAUCGGGGUUGGCAAUUGUAUGUAGUAAAGUAAUCAGUGAUUUUCCAAUAGUGAUCCAGGGAAGGGCUAGUAGAUUGCUCCGAGAGGGAUUCCAAGGGUAUCUAGUGUUUGUGAAAGACAAGCCAGUAGAAGAACGUAAACUGGAGGCGAUUCCUGUAGUGCGCGAGUUCCCUGAAGUGUUUCUAGAGGACUUCACAGGAUUACCCCCAGACCGUGAAGUGGAAUUUGUUAUAAAAUUAGCUCCAGGUGUGACUUUAAUAUUGAAAGCUCUGUAUCGUAUGGCUCCAGCUGAAUUGAGAGAGUUGAAAGAACAGCUUUAG